GGUUGCGCAAGUGUAGUAGGGGUUGGCUUCACUUAAAAAAAAGCUGCUCUUGUUGAAAGUUGGUGGUACUGGCACCGUAUGGAGGAGGCAGGCGGCAGCGGCGGCGGCGGCGGCUGCUCCAGCUCCAGGCUUUGAUUUGCAACACUUGUGUGUGUAUGUGAGAGAGGAGAGCUCGCUGGACGCUCGACGAUGAACGUGGAGGUGGCUGUUCUGCUCUUCCUGGCCCUUUGGGUUUGUGUUUGGACGGAAGAUCCUGGGAAAGUAGUUGCUGACCGCUACGCCGUGUACUGGAAUAGCACCAAUCCCAGGUUUCACAGAGGUGACUACACAGUGGACGUCUGCAUCAAUGACUAUCUCGACAUCUACUGCCCCCACUAUGACGACUCGGUGCCCGAGGAAAAGACAGAGAGCUACAUUCUUUACAUGGUGAACUUCGACGGCUACAGGAGCUGCGACCACAAGGACAAUGGCUUCAAACGCUGGGAGUGCAACAGGCCACGCACGCCAAACGGUCCCCUGAAGUUCUCCGAGAAGUUCCAGCUCUUCACACCGUUUUCCCUAGGCUUUGAGUUUCGACCCGGAAACGAGUAUUAUUAUAUAUCAUCUCCUCAUCCUAACAUUAUUGGGAAACCCUGCUUAAAGCUAAAAGUAUAUGUCCGACCAACAAACAGUUGUAUGGAAGCAGUAGGCUUGAAUGAAGGUGAUUUCGAUGUAAACAACAGUUCAGUUGAAGCUUCAGAUGAUUCGAUAUACGAGUCGCCCGAGCCCUAUCACAAUAACGACGGGAUCACCACUUUUAGGAUCUCUUGGUUCGUCCUGGCAGUGACCAUCAUCCUGUUAUUCCUCACGUCAUAGCACCCAGAGUGGGGGUGGGUGGGUGGGUGGGGGCGAGAGAGAAAAAAAAAAACGAAGACAAAAAUAAAUUAUUUCUACUCGAGGGAACCGCAACCAAAAAAUGGAGGUGGCAAGGGAUUGACGUGGGUCGCGCUGAAGGGACCCCGUUUUCUGACACACUUUGCCAGUAAGACAAAUAAUUGGAGGAGACCUGCUUUGUGAGACUGGGAAUUCUCAUCAUCCUGUCAAGCACUGCCUUGGGCCCACUGCGGUUCGACGUAAAGGACGUAGAAAUUGCAAACAAGCAUCUCCACAGAGGUCUCCGGAAGCAAACGUACUCAAAUGGAAUCUAUAUUGGUGCAAAUGUUUAUUCCACCGGUAGGUCAAAACUCACGACGGAAGAAGCAACUGGGAGUGUUCAGUCCUUCAACGUUCCUUUGACACCGUGCUCCGUGACGGCGCCCACUAAUCUAGUCGCUUGUUGUUGUGUUUUGUUUCUUUUUGUUUCAAGUUUUUUAUUUUUUUAUUUCGCCCUUGAAUUGUCAAGAGGGUUCUGUUCGUUCAGUCUAAGUGAUGGUCUCGGGGAGGUGCGGGUCUCGCUAUCUGUGGGAGAGGAGACUGGAGGGUCGGGCGUUGGAAACGAAACUGCCGCCAAACAGCGACCUGGACCUUUCCUCCUUGCUUGCGCGGGGAAGAUCGCACCUCCGAGCUUCCAGGCUAACCCUGUUGAGGCUGCGUGUGGCCGGAGUUAGGAGAUCGUGGCUGGAACCUGAAGAUAACGUCUCUCCGCCUCGUACCGCCCGGGUCAGUUUUGAAAUGGUGGUCGAGAGGAAACACCGGGCAAUGACCCGUUAAGAUGGCUUCUAAUUCUGGUUGGACCCAUUCCUCGACGUUUCAGCACACAUCCACCAUCACCCACCACAGUCGGCGACUGUCCUCAACUCCCAUACACACAGCUGAUAAUUGCCCCUGGUACAUGUGACAAUAAACUGACCUUGAAACAUCGUUACAAUCGAGAGGCAUCGAUUUGUUUUCAGCACCACUCGGAAAUUUUCUAUCCGUGAGGCUUAUUAUAGCAUUCAUUGGAUCAGUCUUUCAUCCCAUUAAACAGUGGGGUGAUUUGUUGACCUCUUUCCACAGAGAAUCAUUCGGAAGCGACACGAGCCAGAAUACUAAUGCAACGCCUACAGGGCCUUGUAGAGUGACGGACUCCUUUAAAAGGCACAAGUUUUACGUUGGUAAAAGUCACCUAUGAGGAGGCUCAAGCGAAAGCAUAAUCUGGAUGUAAGAUAUCUACAUGUGCAUUGUAAAAUUCGUACCACUUGUAACAUUACAGUAAGUGAUUUCCUUAACGUCAAAGAUGAUUGAGUUCUCAGAAGAUGGAAAGGUUUAGUUGGCUGAGCGAAUUGUGACCUCUUUGGAGAGGAAAAUCGGCGGGUUUCUUUUGGGAUUGUACAAGUUAAAAUUGUUGUAAAUCCUUUCCUUAGCCUUCUAUUUCCCCAUUACUGUAGUAUUUCUAAAUACCAUUGAAUGAUUCACUGCGUUUCUGGUGCAACAGUGUUGGCAGUCACAUUGUGGGACUAGCAUUCAUUCAUACCCUUGGGGCUGUGAAAUAGAGGCUGGAGUUCAAAUGCAAGUUGGAAAGUUUAAAUUUGAGUAAUUCAGUAAAACUGGAAUUGAAACUCUAGUGCUAAGUAAAGAAGAUUGCCAGAAACAAAAUUCCGCAGACGCUGAUAAUCUGAAAUUGGAAACUGGGAAUACUCUGCAGGUCAGUCAGCAUGUGUAAUGGGAGAAACAACAUUGCGUUUUGGAUCUGAUAACCGUUCACGGAUUAUGAUCCAUGGUGAUUAUGAGGUUGUUAAAAAGACAUCGGCUUUAGAUAUAUAAUAGAGUGCAGGGUAGAGUUGCUGCCUUACGGCGCCAGAGACCCGGGUUCGAUCCUGGCUACGGGUGCUG
Messenger RNA from Amblyraja radiata (thorny skate), 2790 nucleotides. Its product is annotated as ephrin-A5. Lineage: Eukaryota; Metazoa; Chordata; Chondrichthyes; Rajiformes; Rajidae. Gene Ontology annotation, biological process: ephrin receptor signaling pathway; osteoclast differentiation; axon guidance. Gene Ontology annotation, cellular component: plasma membrane. The coding region runs from base 190 to 855 and encodes 221 amino acids. The record is from RefSeq and is a predicted model, not a curated record. Gene Ontology annotation, molecular function: ephrin receptor binding. The transcript is spliced from 5 exons.